GCCUUGUCCACGGGCCACACCUCAGACUCCAACUUUCACAAGAGAGCAGAGGAGCCCCAAGUCUUGGGGACCUCAGAAGAUGCCAUGUGCUCCACGAUGUCCCCCCCCACCUGCCUGGCCCGCUUGCCUCCCUGCUUCCUGCUGCUGGCACUGGUCCUUGUCCCCUCAGAUGCCUCUGGGCAGAGCGGCAGGAAUGACUGGCAGGUGCUACAGCCCGAGGGCCCCAUGCUGGUGGCAGAAGGUGAGACACUUUUACUGAGGUGUAUGGCGGUAGGCUCCUGCACUGAUGGUAUGAUAAAAUGGGUCAAGGUGAGGACUCAGGACCAACAGGAAAUUUAUAACUUUAAAUAUGGCUCCUUCCCUGGGGUAAUGCCCAUGAUCCAACGGACAUCAGAACCACUGAAUUGCGAUUAUUCCAUCUAUAUCCACAACGUCACCAGGGAGCACACUGGAACCUACCACUGUGUGAGGUUUGAUGAUUUGAGUGAACACUCAGAAAUGAAAUCGGAUGAAGGCACCUCAGUGCUUGUGAAGGGAGCUGGGGACCCUGAACCAGACCUGUGGAUCAUCCAGCCCCAGGAAUUGGUGUUAGGGACCACUGGAGACACUGUCUUUCUGAACUGCACAGUGCUUGGAGACGGUCCCCCCGGACCCAUCAGGUGGUUCCAGGGAGCUGGUCUGAGCCGGGAGGCCAUUUACAACUUUGGAGGCAACUCCCACCCCAAGGCGACAGCGGUGCGGGCCUCCAACAGUGACUUCAGCAUUCUUCUACAAAACGUCUCCAGUGAGGAUGCAGGCACCUAUUACUGCGUAAAGUUUCAGAGGAAACCCAACAGGCAAUACCUGUCUGGACAGGGCACCAGGCUGAAAGUGAAAGCAAAAUCUACCUCUUCCCAAGACGCAGAAUUCACCAGUGAACAUGCAACUGAGAUGUCUCCAACAGGCCUCCUGGUUGUGUUCGCACCUGUGGUCCUGGGGCUGAAGGCAAUUACCUUGGCUGCACUCCUACUGGCCCUGGCUACCUCUCGGAGGAGCCCUGGGCAAGAAGAUGUCAAGACCACAGGCCCAGCAGGAGCCAUGAACACCUUAGCAUGGAGCAAGGGUCAAGAGUGAGGGGUCAGCCCCAGAGUGGGGAUCCUCUGAGUUGGAGAGGAGCCAGGGCUCCUCAACCAUUUCCCUACCUCCAGUCCCAGCCUCCUCCAGGUGCCCCCAGGCCUCAUGACAAACUCCUAGAUCCCUGCAUCUGGUUUUGGUCCACCUAGUGAAAUUUCCUUCUUUGCACCGGGCUUCCCUCUAAAAUGUCUCCCUUUCUCUUUUUGGCCUGUUCAAGACCUCCUUGCUUUUCAGUCCCUGGCUCAGUCUCUCCUCAACACCCUUGCCCCUACUGCAGCCCUUUCUGGUGUGUCCUGCCCCUUUCCCCACCUUACUACAUCCUUCUUGGCCUCCAACAUCCAACUCAGGGUCUUCUUCCCAGGAGAUGUCCCUAAGCAUCUCUGAGCUCAACCAGCCAGACCAUCUGUGCCCCUCCAUCUACACCUUUCUCCCCACCCCUUCCUGCCUUACUUCCAUCCCCCUCGUGGCAGGCUUGGGCAGCUGUAAUAUUAGAUGCAGGUUCAGCAACUAUAACAAAGCUCUUAAAUAACAGUGGCUUAAACCAGUGGAAAUCAACCAGAAAGUUGACCAUCAGCAGGCCGAGCAAUACAGAGACUCCCUGGUAUUGAAACCCAGGAUUCAUUGAUCUCAUUGCUACCAAGUCCACCUUCUAGGCAGCCAGACUGGAGAAGAAGGCAGGGAAGGGGAGCAGGACCCUCCCCUUUAAGGGCACAGUCAGGAACUUGGCCACCUCACUUAUCUCUACUUGGCUGGAAUGUGGUCACAUGGUCACACCUAGCGGCAAGAAAGGCUGGGAAAUGUAGCCUUUAUUUCUGGCAGCAAUGUGCCCAGCUGCAAGUUUUCACUAGAGAAACAGGAUGGUAGAUAUCAGGGGAUAACCAGUUAUCUCCACCACAGCAGCAUACAGACAGCCUCUCACCUGCCCUGUGGGACACCUGAGUUCAAUGCCCAGCUAGCUAGCCAGCACUUCUUCCCACCAUCACCUCCCCUGGGGCAGCACGAUGUGGGGCAGUAGUUCCCAAGACGAGUGAUUUUGCCCCCAUUGGACUUUUGGCAAUGUCUAGAGAUGUUUUUGGUUGGCACAGCCUAGGGGGUGCUACCACCAUCUAGUGGACUGAGAAGCCCUGACAUGGGGAAGAGUGUGCAUGCCAAGGUGUCAGACACACCUGCCUUUAACCCUGAGGCCUCUGCCCCCUCCCUGUGCGCCCUCAGUGACUAAUCAGAGUCCCUUCACAUCACAGAACAUCCAGGAUACUAAUGUGGACUUCUCUGCAUUGUGUAAGAACCAAUUCAAGACCAGGCACGUGGCUUAUGCAUGUAAUCCCAGCACUUUGGGAGGCCGAGGUGAGUGGAUCACCUGAGUUCAGGAGUUUGAGACCAGCCUGGCUAACAUGGUGAAACCUCGUCUCUACUAAAAAUACAAAAAAUUAGCCAGGCAUGGUGGUGUGUGCCUGUAAUCCCAGCUACUUGGGAGGAUGGGGCAGGAGAACCGCUUGAACUGAGAGGUGGAGGCUGCAGUGAGCUGAGAUCGCGCCAUUGCACUCCAGCCUGGGCAACAAGAGCAAAACUCUGUCUCUAAAAAAAAAAAAAAAAAAAAAAAAAAAAAAGAACCAAUUCAAUUCUGCAUUUACUGAGGGCCUACUAUGUGCUGUGUGCACUGCGUGCACUCGAUACAUGUAAAUUCCCUGUUCUCUUUCCAGGCAAACAUUUAUUAGCACUCACUAUAGCAGGGAGUAGAUGAGUCUAGAUGUUUUUCAUUACCACAAACAGAAAAACAGCUUGAACUAAGCCAGAGAGAACAGUAAUUUAGUCUGAGAAUGGAAUAAAAAUUGAAUUACCAGACAUUAGAGAGGGUAGGGAAGGUAGGCUGAAUACUAACCCCCACCCCAAAGAUAUCCAUGUCCUAAUCUCUGGAACCUGUGACUGUUACCUUGUAUGGCAAAAAACACACACACACACACACACACACACACACACAAAGAAAAAAGAAAAAAAAGACUAUGCAGGUGUGAUUAAAUUAAGAAUCUUGAGAUGGGGGUGGGGGUUUAUCCUGGAUGAUCUAAGUGAGCCCUAAAAGAGAUGUUAAGUAUCCUUACAAGAAAGAGACAGAAGGAUCUUCGAUGUAGAAGAGAAAGCAAUGUGACCACAGAGGCAGAGUUUGGAGUGAUGUGACCACAGGUUAAGGAACGCCAGCAGCCACCAGAAGCUGGAAGAAUCAAGGAAGAAAUUCUCCCCCUGGAGCCUCCGGAGGAAGCAUGGCUCUGCCAAUACCUUGAUUUCAGACUUCGGGACUUCAGAAAUAUGAGAAAAUAAAUUUCUGUUGUUUUAAAUUA
Messenger RNA from Symphalangus syndactylus (siamang), 3446 nucleotides. It is a transcript of the gene SIRPB2, whose product is annotated as signal regulatory protein beta 2. The record is from RefSeq and is a predicted model, not a curated record. Lineage: Eukaryota; Metazoa; Chordata; Mammalia; Primates; Hylobatidae.